CGAUAUCAUGCCUGGGAAUUGUGCGAAGAUUUAUAAGGGUGGCUGGUGGUAUAAGAAUUGUAUGACUAUUAAUUUGAAUGCCGAAUACGUUAACAACUAUGGAAAAAACGUCAUUCAGAUAUAUUGGGAUGAUCAAAUGCUCGUUAAACAAGAGAAAAUGUUGAUACGUCCAAAUCUGUAAUGAUUCUGCAAACAAAAUUUAUAAAAUAAUAUUUAUUCGGGGAAGAAAUAUGUAUGGCUCAAGGUGCAGAGGAA
This is a messenger RNA of Drosophila innubila, 255 nucleotides long. RefSeq names its product techylectin-like protein. Lineage: Eukaryota; Metazoa; Arthropoda; Insecta; Diptera; Drosophilidae. The transcript has 2 exons. The coding region runs from base 8 to 181 and encodes 57 amino acids. The record is from RefSeq and is a predicted model, not a curated record.